UACCGGUAUACCUUCAAAAAGGCUAAAUGUAGCUUGAUUAAUCAACAAUGUGAAUCCCGAAGACGACAGUCUGACGUCGAGGCAGGUGUUGUCGAAGUCGAAGUCGAUAAGGGUUCGGAAUGGUUCGGGAAGGCCGAACCAGAACUGGACCGUUUGGGAAGAUCUAGAACCGAGAACCGUUUUCCGGUCCGGUUCUGGCUGGCGCAAGAACCAUGGACCGAACCGCGGAGAACCGGACCAAAAGUCCGGUUCGAACCAUGGUUCUGGACCGGACCGCGGCAGCACUACGGCGGAUAACACUGUGCGGCUGUGGGAUGUAGCGACUGGACAGCCAUUGGGUGAGCCCUUGCAGGGCCAUACUCUGCCCAUUUGCUCAGUUUCGUUCUCACCGGAUGGCACUCGCAUCACAUCUGGUUCAGGGGAUGACACUGUGCGGAUGUGGGAUGCAGCAACGGGACAGCCAUUGGGUGAGCCCUUGCAGGGGCACACUCUAACCGUUUUCUCAGUCUCGUUCUCAUCGGACGGUACUCGCAUCAUGUCUGGUUCGCAGGAUACGACUGUGCGGCUGUGGGAUGCAACGACUGGACAGCCAUUGGGUGAGCCCUUGCAGGGGCACACUGGAGCCAUUUUGUCAGUCUCGUUCUCACCGGAUGGUACUCGCAUUGCAUCUGGUUCGGCGGAUAACACUAUCCGGCUGUGGGAUGCAGCAUUUGGACAGACAUGUCACGACAACACCGAGACAAAUUCAUUCUCAUUCCCUUCGCAUACAAGCUGCACAACCCCUCGCGCACGGCAGCAUCCCAUCAUGUCGCCCAUUACUUGGAACCAUGGCUUCAUUUCCUUCUCAUCUGACUUCAAGUCCGAACGCGCGCUGUGCAACCCUGCUGACCUCAUUGAGGGUAUCUCUCAUCAUCAUUCCAAUUCGACCCCUCUUUCGCUGCAGGCUGAUGGAUGGGUGAUGGGACCCAAUCGUCGGCUCCUUUUCUGGAUACCUCCCGCUUCCCAGCAUGCACUUUGUACUCCUUGGAAUUUAUGGGUGAUCCCAAGAGGUGCUGAGCUUGAUUUAAGCCGCAUGGCACAUGGAACACGCUGGUCAAGCUGCCGAAAUGCCCCCACUUCACGAUGAUGUUUUUGCGAUAGUUGAUUAAUGGAAAUAUUAGAUAGAUAUGAAUCAAGCGUCAACUUUUACUUGUCGAUCUUAAUUGCCGCUCAAUGUUGUUACUGUGAUAUGGCCAGACUAGGUUACGCUCUGUUCUGGCGCUUGGUUGUCGUUGUGUUCCGAUAUAAUAUAAUUGAUUCUAUUAACAUUGAGCAUUUUACAA
This is a messenger RNA of Suillus discolor, 1322 nucleotides long. RefSeq names its product WD40-repeat-containing domain protein. Gene Ontology annotation, cellular component: transcription repressor complex; nucleus. The record is from RefSeq and is a predicted model, not a curated record. The coding region runs from base 437 to 1126 and encodes 229 amino acids. NCBI's taxonomy places the organism in Eukaryota, Fungi, Basidiomycota, Agaricomycetes, Boletales, Suillaceae. Gene Ontology annotation, biological process: negative regulation of transcription by RNA polymerase II. The transcript is spliced from 2 exons. Gene Ontology annotation, molecular function: protein binding.